AUCCCUCACCGGAACGAGCAGUACCUCAAAACCCUAAACCCUAGCCACAUUAACCAGACUCAGUUCCGAAGAAGUCAGAAGACCAUGGAAAGUCAGUCGCGCUUGACGCCUACGAUCGCGACCUAACGAACGCGACGAAGCUCCGACAUCGCGACGUCGUAGACAUGGGAGGGACGACAGACACGGACGUGCGAUUUCUGCAUCGGUGGCCUGAGUUCGAGCGAGCUGAAGGUCGAUGGGCAAUUUGGCACGAGCAAUGUGCAGAUUGUGAUCUUUUCUCAGUGCAGCAGAGUUCAGGAUUUUGUCGAGUGGAAGAGAAUGCUGUAUAUUGUGGGUUUAGGCUUAGGCGACGAGCGGGACAUCACCUUGAGGGGCUUGGACGCUGUUCAGAAAUGCGAGAAAGUUUAUCUGGAGGCUUACACGUCUCUUCUAGCUUUGGGAUUAGAUGCUUCCGCCACCACGACUCUUGAGAAACUCUAUGGACGCCCGGUCAUCGUAGCUGAUCGAGAAAUGGUGGAGCAGAUGGCAGAGCGCAUUUUGGACGAAGCGCAAACUAGUGACGUUGCCUUUCUUGUUGUCGGAGAUCCCUUCGGGGCGACAACUCAUUCAGAUCUAGUGGUCCGAGCUAAAUCCAUGGGGGUGAAGGUCGAAGUAAUCCAUAAUGCUUCAGUGAUGAAUGCAGUUGGUGCUUGUGGCCUGCAACUCUACCGGUUUGGUGAGGCAAUUUCGAUUCCCUUUUUCACAGAGACGUGGAGGCCUGACAGUUUCUACGAUAAAAUCAAGGCGAACCGGUCCAUCGGUUUGCACACCUUGUGCCUUCUUGACAUACGAGUGAAGGAGCCCUCUGUCGAAGCUUUGUGUAGGGGUAGGAAAGAAUAUGAACCUCCUCGCUACAUGUCAGUGAAUACAGCUGUGGAACAAUUACUUGAAAUCGAAGAGAACCGGCAAGAAAAUGUGUACACUGAGGAAACGAUGACCGUAGGUCUAGCAAGGCUCGGGCAACCAACCCAGCUUAUUGUGGCUGGCCCCUUGAAGCAAUUGCUGAGUGUCGAUUUUGGGGCUCCCCUGCACUCACUGAUCAUCACCGGCAACACUCACGUCAUGGAAGAAGAGAUGCUGAACUUCUUCAAACAGCAGUAGACAGCUUUUGCAGAUUUCACAGAUGAGAAUUUGCUCAUGCAACGCAUGUCCUGCACUGUGUGCAUGAAACUGCUACCCUGUGGUAUCCAACUGUAAGACGGGAUGCUCUUCUACCCGUCGGUUCGUGGACUGGAAGCCAACGAGGAAGCUGGAACAAUUUUGCUUAGAUGUGUAAAAACAGGAUCGAUGUAUUCCGUAGGAGUCGUAGCCCAUUUUCUCUGAGUGAGCACACGGUCCCUCUUAGUUUCACGAGGAAGAUGUUUGUUACAUAGUGUAUUCCACUUAGGCCACGCCAGAGUGUUUCAAGGAAUGUUUAUCGUUUGAGCCUCGUCAAAGACGGUUCGAAUGGGACAGAUUGUCCCCACGUAGGGCAGGAAAAUGGCAGUCUUCUCAACCCUUUUUCUUCCUUUGUGUGAGCCCGGUACUGGAAUUUCAAUCUUUUUUCCUCUCAUAUUGUUGAGAGUGUAUGAAAAGUUUUAGUGGCCG
Molecule: messenger RNA, 1626 nt
Organism: Marchantia polymorpha subsp. ruderalis
Lineage: Eukaryota; Viridiplantae; Streptophyta; Marchantiopsida; Marchantiales; Marchantiaceae
Source: the annotation of a GenBank genome assembly